CACGCUACCUGAUUCAGUUUAGCAGCGCGGCAACAGAAAAAAAAUGAACCAUUGCAAAAUGCAAAUCGAAGCAGAUGUAUUCAAAUGUUUACACAUAUUCAGCAUUCUGUUGGACGAGUUACCAUAAAUCCCAGACAUUUUUCGGUAGAAAAUGAAUAUUUAAACUGUUCCAAGUCUGCUCCCUUUGAGUUCAAGAAAAUAAAAACUUGAGAAACGUCGAUGGAACACACCGAAAAGUUUUGUUAAAUGACGCUCGGCGAGACACGUGACUUGUUACGUCACAACAUUGGCGAAAAGCCAAUUUCACCAGCCGGCAAUUGAAUCGAAUAACCUGCUAAUUUUUAGUUUAUGUUUGGAAUGGAAGUACCUUGGAUUUUUGCCGUAAUAUUAAUUGUUUUGAGUGGAUUACAACAGGUAGCAGCUGCACACGACUGUAAUUCGAGUGAAUCCGUUGCUUGCAGAGAAGAAUUCGAAAAUCUUAAGAAAUAUCAGCAACGCUAUCAGUACUCGAGUGACAACAACACUUUGACAGAAAUGUGCAGGAAACAGCUGUUGGCUUUAAAUUGUGUGAAUUCUUUCGCUGAAGAAUGUCUUACAGAAGACGAACAAAACAUUUUCAAAACUCUAAUUAAAGGAUCAGAUAAAUUUUUUGAUUACUUUUGCAUAGAAAACAGUUCUUUACGAAAAGAAUACUUAAGGCAUGCAGAAUGCAUUAAGACUAUCGCAUCUCAGCUGGAUGAAUGCACCGAAGAUUACGUGAAAUCUCAAAAGACGCUGGAUUUGCAAUACAGUGAUCCCAGCACUCUUAAAGAAAGAACAUGCUGCAUUUAUUUUGACAACAUACGUUGUUCCUCAAAUGCGACACUAGGAGCGUGUGGCGAAGAAGCUAGUGAAUUGGUGAAACAGCUAUGGAGGCUUCUUGGCGGUUCCUACUUGAAUGAAUUGUGUGAACCUUACUUGAACUAUGACUCGGAGAGUUGUACACCUACCUCCAAAAGUAUCCGCUUCAAGGCAGGCACGAAUAUAUUCAGUGUGCUCUUUCCCUUUCUGUAUAGUGCUGCCUCACGUUAUCUGAGGUUCGAUGGAUGAGACAAACUAAUUGAACGCUUGUGCUUGUUGAUCUUUGUUGAAUAAAUUAUUUUCUAUGGACUGUUUUCUUCAA
Argiope bruennichi is the source of this 1162-nucleotide messenger RNA. RefSeq lists its product as uncharacterized. NCBI's taxonomy places the organism in Eukaryota, Metazoa, Arthropoda, Arachnida, Araneae, Araneidae. The transcript is spliced from 5 exons. The record is from RefSeq and is a predicted model, not a curated record. Bases 349 to 1089 code for a protein of 246 amino acids.